Molecule: messenger RNA, 2805 nt
Organism: Caenorhabditis auriculariae
Lineage: Eukaryota; Metazoa; Nematoda; Chromadorea; Rhabditida; Rhabditidae
Source: the annotation of a GenBank genome assembly
AUGUCGAGCGACGACCCAAAACAGGCGGCACAUGAAGCCGAAUCAUUACGGAAGCUGGCCUUUUUUGGUAAGUUGGAAUUUCAAAACUCUUAAAUCCUUCUUUAAAAAAUUUAUUACCAUCGGGAAAAUGUCUAAGAAAAGAAAAACUUUGAGAUUAAGGGAGCAAGAGGCUGAUUUUCAAUGAACUCGCCCAGAAAAAAAGGCAAAAAAGAGCUUCAGAACAUUCUAUCUAGAAAUUCAGAAAGAUUUCGAGAUGUUUCGGAGAUUUUUUGAAAGUAUUUUAAGACUUCUUCUUCGUUAAACCCACUAGAAAGUAUUUCGAAGCUCUCAUUAGUUUAUAGAGCGUAUUUUAAUCAUCCUGAUUGAUUUUCUAAGCCUUUUUCGGUAAAAAUAAGGGACACCUCUUUCCAGGGAUCACGAUUUCAACAGUCGCCACGUUGACCGCAAUUAUUGCUGUCCCGAUGCUCUACAACUACAUGCAACACGUUCAAUCUUCACUUCAAGCUGAGGUGAACUGAACAUUUUUUGAAACCUGCGAGAAAUACGUUUCUAAUCAGAUAGAAGGACGUCCAAAAAACAGUAAUAUACUUUUUUGACGGUUGUUGAAGAGAUGAUACGAAAAUAUGGUUUUAUGAACUACAUUAAAGCUUUUUCCUUAUUUUGAAAGUGAUUGACUUUAUUUUUCAAACCUGAGUUCAUUAACAAAAUUUUUUUGGGACUCUCUACCAAGUCUCAAGUAAAGAUUACUUGAUUUAAAAAGUUAAUUUUUUUCUUCUAUAAGAAAAAGUUAGAGUGAUAAAGUGUCUUUAAUAAUAUUUGAACUUUUUUUUAAAAAUAAAAAAAUAAACUGAAUAAAAAAACUGGUAAUCAUAUUUUUCAGGUGGACUUCUGCCGCCACCGGACAAACGGCCUUUGGGAUGAGUACAAUCGAGUGAGAUUGAACUGAAAUAAAAUUCAGAAAAAAAAAUCCUGGGUCUGAAAAUUUCCAAAAACCUGUAUUUUUGCCACUUUUUUCUGAAUCAGAUCAUCCUAGGCUUCGAGCUUAAAAUCAGAAAAAUUUCUAUUAUUUUUUGUUUUCAUCGAAUCAUUAUUUUCAGAAUGCUUAAUGCACCUUUAAAAUCCACAAAGCCCUUUUCAAACGGUCUAACUUCCAAAAAUUCUAGGUUCUUAGCCAGAAAAUCUUCUUGACAACAACUUUCCGUUUUUUUUUUGAUGCGCAAGCCCUUUUCGUUACUGAGCUUGAUGUGUUUUUCAAAAUCCCACGAAAUUUUUUGCUGAUUGACUAUAUCCUAGUUUUCUUUUUCAAACGUCUCAAGAUUUGCCAAAUGGAAAAGAAAAGGAAAGAGAGGAAAAAAGACGGGUUCACUCGACUUUUCGCCCCUUUUCCAGCCACCGACACACACACAUUAUUAGAAGGAAAGUGCCGCCGGCAAUGGAAUAAACGUUUCAAAACUGGUGGCCAUCAAGUGGUUUUGGUUUGGCGGAUGGAUGUGUCUGUGUGUGUGUGAGAGAACGAGUAAACGAAUUAGGAUUCGGACCGAGAAAACCCAUUUGGACUGUGAAUAUGUAGUUACUUGUUUUGCUGCGCCUUGGAAUAGUGAGGUACAAGAAAAUGGUGGCUGAAAACAGACGUGAGGGAUGAGAAGGAAAAAUAACAAGGUUUUAGAGAAAAACGCUAACGUGGUUAUCGUUUUUUAUCACUAAAGUGGUCAUGAAAAAUCACAGAAUCACAGACAAUCAUUUUAAAACACUUUUUAAUUUUAAAAGAUGAACAUUUCUUCAGAACAACCAGCAAGAAGAUAUGUUCCAUUAAGGUCACAAGGCUAAAAUGGAACACAAAAAAGGCUUUAAAAAUUACGUAUAGGCCUUCAGGCAAUACUGCUACUUCAUAAGAAUUGACAUCACAGAUUGAAAAAAAAGAUCAACUAUAAUCAAGUGAUAAUCAAGACUACCUUCAUGAUUUUUUAAAGAGACACGGACGUUUCAGUUCGAGACGAUAACCGGCACGACUGGUCGGAUCAAGCGAGCGGCGGUCGUCAGCCAGCGUCGCUCUAACGGAGUCAGUGGCCGACGACGUCACGCAAUCGCCCGCGGCGCUGCCAGCUACAACGGCGGCUACGCUACUGAGACGGCCGCCGUUGAGGCAGGCAGCUGCUGCUCUUGCGGAGUUGGAGCUUCCGGACCACCAGGACCUCCAGGCGUCGACGGCAACCCAGGAAACGACGGUCAGCCAGGUCUCGCCGGCCAACCCGGCGCAGAUGCUCAUGGCGACGAGCAGCCGACUGCCACCGACUUCUGCUUCGACUGUCCAGCAGGUUAAAAAAAUUCAGAGAUCAAAAAGCCUUGCUAGAAUGAAACGAAAAGGUUAUUCUGCUUUCAGGACCAGCCGGACCACCAGGUCGCCCCGGACCCAAGGGCGCGACCGGAAAGCCAGGUGCGCCAGGACCAAGCGGCGGAGCGGCUCUCCCAGGAGCUCCAGGUCAAGCCGGACCACCAGGACCACCUGGAAACGACGGCGCUCCAGGCAACCCAGGAGCGCCAGGUAAUCCAGGACAGGUGAUCGAUGUGCCCGGCACACCUGGGCCCGCGGGACCACCAGGACCACCCGGUCCGGCCGGACAACCAGGACAGCCAGGACUUCCCGGAAACUCGCAGCCAGGACCGCCAGGACCUCCAGGAGACGCCGGACAAGACGGAGCACCAGGAAACCCAGGAGCGCCAGGUCUUCCCGGGGAGAACGGAGAGCCUGGCGCCGGCGGCGGCUGCGACCAUUGUCCGCCACCUCGCACAGCGCCAGGAUAUUAA